CACGGGCAGGCCGACGUCCGCUUCCGGUCGCGACCUCCUCGGUUUCCCCCUCCUCUCCUCUCCUCGCGCGCGGACGGCGGUUGGGCGGCUCGGCGAUGGCGGCGCCCCGGGAAGAGUUCCCGAGCGAAAUCCAGGAGCCCCUGGCGGCGUUUGAGGAGUCGCUCAAGUCGGCGGAGGGUGCGCUGAGGAGCCUCAUGUCGGUGCCCAGGAGCGAGCUGCUCCAGAAGUUGGACCCCGUUGAGCAAGCCAAAUUGGAUUUGGCUUCUGCUUACACACUCAAUUCUAUGUUUUGGAUUUAUCUAAUCACACGAGGAGUCAACCCCAAAGAGCACGCUGUCAAACAGGAGCUGGAGCGGAUAAGGACGUACAUGAAUAAAGUAAAAGAAAUAACCGACAGGAAGAAGGCCUCCAGGCUUGACAAGGGAGUGGCAUCCAGAAUUGUCCGAAAUGCAUUGUGGGAAGCAAAGCCAGAAGGGGGGCAGAAAAGGAAACCCAGGUCUUUGCCACAUUCAAAAAGCAAAAAAUAAAAUGUAAAAAAAAUUCUAACAAUGAGAGCAUCUUUAUUAAUCCACCUGGUGUGCCACUGGGUGUCAGUAUUGUUUAUUUUUUUUAAAAAAAGCUAUGCAAUGUGUCGUAAUGAAACACUUUUGAUUAUGCUGCGAGAUGUUAAUUUUGUAAGGAAAUUAAAUUGAAAGUGGAGGUAGGUAAUGUUCGUAUACUUUGAAAUGGCUUUAAUUCUGUGUUGGUCAAGGGAGGAAUGAUCUUGGUGGUUGCAAGACCUUAAGGUGAUCUCGAUCUUAAACUUGUGUUUGAAAAGCUUUCUAUCUUAAGUCUGAGAAGGCAAAAUAACCCAAUUCACUUCCAAUUUUAGACAUUGAAUCACAGUUUUAUAGUCGUUGAUACAAGAUUGAAUUGCUCACUUUUAAUGCCGUUUUUUAUAUUGCAGUUUAGAAAUACAAACAGGCAAUUUCUGCUUUUCCAGCUUUGCCUUUUGCUUUACCUUUACUUAAUUAAAAGUUCUCAUGAAGUGGGCUGAGAGUGGGAGCUUCCCUUGCUUUUUAAAAAAAGGCUUAAAAAAACGAAAUAAUUUGUAUAAAUAAACAAAACCUCACUUACCAGUGAUCUAAAACCGCAAACAUAAUAAUAAUCAUCCUUGCAUUUGGUACAGCGUUUUAUCACAUCGUU
Molecule: messenger RNA, 1185 nt
Organism: Callorhinchus milii (elephant shark)
Lineage: Eukaryota; Metazoa; Chordata; Chondrichthyes; Chimaeriformes; Callorhinchidae
Gene: c1d
Product: C1D nuclear receptor corepressor
Exons: 4
Coding region: 96-527 (143 amino acids)
Biological process (GO): maturation of 5.8S rRNA; regulation of gene expression
Cellular component (GO): exosome (RNase complex); nucleolus
Molecular function (GO): DNA binding; RNA binding
Source: RefSeq, a predicted model, not a curated record